Molecule: messenger RNA, 348 nt
Organism: Alternaria ethzedia
Lineage: Eukaryota; Fungi; Ascomycota; Dothideomycetes; Pleosporales; Pleosporaceae
Exons: 1
Coding region: 1-348 (115 amino acids)
Source: RefSeq, a predicted model, not a curated record
AUGGCCCCACUAAACGUCCCCAGCGCCCUCGCGCCACUAGCCACCUCCACCUACUCCAUCCCCGCUAUGCCGCUUGUCACGCAACUCUCCGCGCUAGCGACCAUCGUCACCCCGACGACUCCCUACACGCCCAUGACCUCUCCAUCCUCCAUUUCGGAUAUCCUCCACCAGAUCUCCAAAGCAGAUGUCGCUGCCGAGCCUACUUCCACUUUUGACCUCAAAGUCAAGUCCAGCAGCUCUGGAGCUGAAGGCGGUCUGUCGACUAUAGCUGUAGUCGGCAUUAUCGGUGGUAUUCUUGUGGGCAUGCUUAUUUUGGGGUUUGUUGUUGUGAAAAUGUGCCAUCAUUAA